Molecule: messenger RNA, 255 nt
Organism: Penicillium concentricum
Lineage: Eukaryota; Fungi; Ascomycota; Eurotiomycetes; Eurotiales; Aspergillaceae
Exons: 1
Coding region: 1-255 (84 amino acids)
Source: RefSeq, a predicted model, not a curated record
AUGGCGCUUCGUUGUUGGAUUUUGCCAGAGAUAUCCUUCUCCAGUAUCACGCUAGUCAUCCGGACCUUUCCCGUGCGUCUCGACUACGGUGUUGUUUCGGGUAUAGUUGUUGAGCGAGCUGGUGUUGAGCCGUUAAAUAACCGGGUGGGCAAACGAGAGGGUGGGGUGGACAGCAAGCGGACGACUAGCAGUAGCAACGAUGAUGUCGGUAUUUUAGUUGGUCGCCUCAGUGCCGGACUUGGCAAGGUCUCUUGA